This is a messenger RNA of Penicillium maclennaniae, 567 nucleotides long. Its product is annotated as mitochondrial 54S ribosomal protein mL49. Gene Ontology annotation, biological process: translation. The coding region runs from base 1 to 567 and encodes 188 amino acids. The record is from RefSeq and is a predicted model, not a curated record. NCBI's taxonomy places the organism in Eukaryota, Fungi, Ascomycota, Eurotiomycetes, Eurotiales, Aspergillaceae. The transcript has 3 exons. Gene Ontology annotation, molecular function: structural constituent of ribosome. Gene Ontology annotation, cellular component: mitochondrial large ribosomal subunit; ribosome.
AUGGCGUCUCUCCGGAACUCAGCCACAGCUGCUUCGGCUGUGUGCAAGCAGCUCGCCAAUUCCAGUGGUUUUGCUCGCUCCGCGGCUUCCGUGCAGACAUCCAGCCUUUCUUCAUUAUCUUCUCCGACGCGGCCGGCAUUCUUCUCCCUCCCAUCCUCAUCAUGCCGAAACUCCUCCUCAUACCAAAUCCGUGGCUUCCUCACCAACCUUCGCCACCAGGCACAAGCUCUAAAGGAGCAGCCUGUCACACCAUCGACCCCAAUCACCCCGAAGGCCAAUAAGACUCAGCCUGCUGUGCAAUUGAGCAAUCUCCCCUACUUUGUUCGCCGGACCGGUUCCAACCAACUCCCCGUUUACCUCGUCACAAAAGCCGGCGGCACUAAGCAGCUCACUAAGAUCCAGAAGACGGAGGGUGACCUUGAUGCUCUGCGCGAUGACCUGGCAUACACCCUAGGCGUUGAUGUGCGAAGCCCUGACGUGUCUAUCAAUCGACUUAACGGCCACAUCAUUGUCAAGGGCUGGCGCAAACCCGAAAUCCUGAAGUUCCUCUCCGAGCGAAACUUCUGA